Balaenoptera ricei (Rice's whale) is the source of this 2343-nucleotide messenger RNA. RefSeq names its product nuclear receptor subfamily 2 group F member 1 (gene NR2F1). NCBI's taxonomy places the organism in Eukaryota, Metazoa, Chordata, Mammalia, Artiodactyla, Balaenopteridae. Gene Ontology annotation, biological process: positive regulation of transcription by RNA polymerase II; anatomical structure development; cell differentiation. The transcript is spliced from 3 exons. The record is from RefSeq and is a predicted model, not a curated record. Gene Ontology annotation, molecular function: RNA polymerase II cis-regulatory region sequence-specific DNA binding; zinc ion binding; nuclear receptor activity. Bases 307 to 1575 code for a protein of 422 amino acids.
GCCUGGGGGGGCUGCAAAAAGAGAGAAAGAAAACAGCAGGAACCACAACAAAACGCCAGCCGGGCGGGCGGGCGCGCAGCAGCAGCGGGGCGGCCGAGGCAGUAGCGGCGGCAGCGGCGGCGGCGGCGGAGGCAGCGGCUGGUGCCCGGCUCGGGCUCGGCUCCCGCGACCCCGGGGCGCCGGGCGGGCCCCCCGCCCCCUCCCCCUCCCCCCUUCCCCUUCCCCUUCCCCUCCCAGCGCGCCCGCGCGCCCCGCGGCCCUCGGCGAGCAGCUCGGCUCCCCCCAGCGCUCCCCGGGCCCAAAGAUAUGGCAAUGGUAGUUAGCAGCUGGCGAGAUCCGCAGGACGACGUGGCCGGGGGCAACCCCGGCGGCCCCAACCCCGCAGCGCAGGCGGCCCGCGGCGGCGGCGGCGCCGGCGAGCAGCAGCAGCAGGCGGGCUCGGGCGCGCCGCACACGCCGCAGACCCCGGGCCAGCCCGGAGCGCCCGCCACCCCCGGCACGGCAGGGGACAAGGGCCAGGGCCCGCCCGGCUCGGGCCAGAGCCAGCAGCACAUCGAGUGCGUGGUGUGCGGGGACAAGUCGAGCGGCAAGCACUACGGCCAGUUCACCUGCGAGGGCUGCAAAAGUUUCUUCAAGAGGAGCGUCCGCAGGAACUUAACUUACACAUGCCGUGCCAACAGGAACUGUCCCAUCGACCAGCACCACCGCAACCAGUGCCAAUACUGCCGCCUCAAGAAGUGCCUCAAAGUGGGCAUGAGGCGGGAAGCGGUUCAGCGAGGAAGAAUGCCUCCAACUCAACCCAAUCCAGGCCAGUACGCACUCACCAACGGGGACCCCCUCAACGGCCACUGCUACCUGUCCGGCUACAUCUCGCUGCUGCUGCGCGCGGAGCCCUACCCCACGUCGCGCUACGGCAGCCAAUGCAUGCAGCCCAACAACAUCAUGGGCAUCGAGAACAUCUGCGAGCUGGCCGCGCGCCUGCUCUUCAGCGCCGUCGAGUGGGCCCGCAACAUCCCCUUCUUCCCGGAUCUGCAGAUCACCGACCAGGUGUCCCUGCUACGCCUGACCUGGAGCGAGCUGUUCGUGCUCAACGCAGCCCAGUGCUCCAUGCCGCUGCACGUGGCGCCGCUGCUGGCCGCCGCCGGCCUGCACGCCUCGCCCAUGUCCGCCGACCGCGUCGUGGCCUUCAUGGACCACAUCCGCAUCUUCCAGGAGCAGGUGGAGAAGCUCAAGGCGUUGCACGUCGACUCGGCCGAGUACAGCUGCCUCAAAGCCAUCGUGCUGUUCACGUCAGAUGCCUGUGGCCUGUCGGAUGCCGCCCACAUCGAGAGCCUGCAGGAGAAGUCGCAGUGCGCGCUGGAGGAGUACGUGAGGAGCCAGUACCCUAACCAGCCCAGCCGCUUCGGCAAACUGCUCCUACGACUGCCCUCGCUGCGCACCGUAUCCUCCUCGGUCAUCGAGCAGCUCUUCUUCGUCCGUUUGGUAGGUAAAACCCCCAUCGAAACUCUCAUCCGCGAUAUGUUACUGUCUGGGAGCAGCUUCAACUGGCCUUACAUGUCUAUCCAGUGCUCCUAGACCUUGGGCGCUUCCCACCUGCCCCCACCCCCUAGAGACUCACAGGACCGGCGGGGGGCCGUGGACUCCAAUGCCGCGGGGACACCAGGCGGCCGAUGCAGGGUGCGGUGGGCCGGGCAGCGGGGAGGAGGGCCAGGGCGACAGGAGCAGCCCACCGUGCAGAAAUGCAACCCGAGCUGCAAACCAGGAGAAAAAGAGACUCUUUUUAGUGUCAGAUCUGUGGACACGUUGGAAAGGAAAGGAAAAAGACCUUGUGUCUGAUGAGAAAAAGAAAAAAAUUUGGAAGAGAGGACCAUGAAAAUUUUAAUAAAACAGAAGGAGACUAACGGACCUUCCAGGAUUUAUUGUGGACAGAUGUGGAUAUAUUCUGUACAGAAAACAACACACAUGGAAGUGGACCGAAUCCUAUGUAGAAACACACACACACACACACACACACACACAUUGUUAUUCAUUUUGUAAAAUACUAGUCUUUAUUUUCAUUUUUUUGUAAAAUUUAAACAUCGUAUGCACAUAAAAAAGAAACAAGAAUUAGGGGAAAAUAACAUUUUCCAAAUAAUUAUAAAAAAAUUGUCCUGUGUCUAUGUAUCUAUAUCUGUUUUGUAUUUUUUUCUGGUUCCAAACCAGAUUUCCUGUGAUUCUAUACUAAUAAUUUUUGAUAUAACCCUUUGCUUCUUAUAAUGAGUGCGAUAUAUGUUGUCGAGGCUGUUCUUCAAGAAUUAAAAUUGAAGUGAAAAUUUAAACAAAAAAUAAAAGAAUUUAGCAAAA